AUGGUAGCCCUCGACCUCUCCCUCCUCAACUCUCCCACCCAAAGCCAACUCUUCUGCAAUGACCUCCUCGCUACCCUCAAAAGCCGCGGCGUCGCCCGUCUCGCCAACCACGGCAUCCCUGAAGAAACCAUCAACAAGCUCUUCGACAUGACCCGCAAGUUCUUCGCCGCGUCCCACGAGGAUAAAAUGAUUGCGAAGCAUCCACCCGAGUCGACUCCGAAUCGCGGAUAUAGUUAUGUUGGACAGGAGUCCGUGGGGAAUAUUAGUGGUUUUGAGAAGGGUGUAUCGCAGGUGAAGAGUGUGAAGGAUAUUAAGGAAACAUUCGACAUGGGCUCCCCCACCGACACACUCGUCGACAACAUCUGGAUGCCCGAGGACAAAGUCCCCGGCUUCAAAACUUUCAUGGAAGACUUCUACGCGCAAUGCUUCGCCCUCGAACAAACCAUUCUCAUCGCCCUCGCGCGCGCCCUCAACGUCCCUGAAUCACAACUCGUAUCCCUCCACUCCGCGGCCGAAAAUGAAUUCCGUCUGCUCCACUAUCCCGCCAUCCCAGUCUCGCUGCUCAAAGAUGGUACCUCCACCCGCAUCGCCGAACACACUGACUUCGGGACCAUCACGAUGCUCUUCCAGGAUUCCACAGGUGGUCUACAGGUCGAGGAUCAAACGUGCCUGGGAACAUUCCACGGGAUCGAGUCGAACAAGACGGAUAUCAUCCUGAAUAUCGGGGAUUCGCUGCAGAGGUUGACGAAUGAUACCUUCCGCGCUGCGUGCCAUCGGGUUACGUACCCUCCUACUGUGAAGAUCAAUGAGGGCGAGGGUGAGGAAGAGGAUGAGGUUAUUCCGGAACGGUAUUCGAUUGCGUACUUUGCGAAGCCGAAUCGGAAUGCGUCGUUGUUGCCGUUUUCGGAGUUUGUGGAUGAGGGGAGGCCGUGUCGAUAUAAUGAUUUGACGGCUUGGGAGUAUAAUAAUUUGCGGAUUGGGAAGUUGUAUCAAGUUGCUUAG
This is a messenger RNA of Aspergillus glaucus CBS 516.65, 1002 nucleotides long. RefSeq names its product isopenicillin N synthase family dioxygenase. Gene Ontology annotation, molecular function: dioxygenase activity. NCBI's taxonomy places the organism in Eukaryota, Fungi, Ascomycota, Eurotiomycetes, Eurotiales, Aspergillaceae. The transcript is spliced from 2 exons. The record is from RefSeq and is a predicted model, not a curated record. Bases 1 to 1002 code for a protein of 333 amino acids.